Messenger RNA from Paramecium tetraurelia, 1593 nucleotides. RefSeq lists its product as uncharacterized. The record is from RefSeq and is a predicted model, not a curated record. NCBI's taxonomy places the organism in Eukaryota, Ciliophora, Oligohymenophorea, Peniculida, Parameciidae. The transcript has a single exon.
AUGAUACUCAAUAAAUUAAAGAAUCAGCCGAAGUGGUACUUAAAAAAGGAUUGGAGGAUUAAAACCCAAAUACUUGUAGCCUAUCUGAUAGUUUAUUUAUUUAUCUUUAGCUUACUAACAACCGCUGUAAUGGUUUCUUAAAAUUACUUGCAUGAGAUGCUAACUUUGUUUUCACACCAAGUAUUUUUGAAGCAAACAAGAAAUUCUUUAGAGUAUCAAUGGGUAUACAAAAGAGGGCUGGAAGAAACCUUAUUCCACACUGCAUAAUAGAUUUCAUUUGUCAGAGAUUUUAAUUAGCUUUUUGAUUCUCUCGUUGCGAAUCACAGUUUGAAAGUAAAAGAACACCCAAUGAUGUGUUUAAAUGACCCGAGACAAAAUGACUCUUAUUGUUACACUAGCUCUGUGUCUUGUGGUAUCUUUGGGAAGCCUACAAAUAAUUUUAAAAAAUUAGGAGUUGAGAGCGUCUUGCUUACUACUUCAUAUUUAACAUCAUUUAGAUUUUCUUUAGAUGGCAAAUCUCCUAUCUAUUAUUUUAAUAACAACAAUGCAACUUAAUUAUAUUGUAUUACUCUUGGAUUAUAAUUUCCAAAAACAUUUAAUCCCUUAAAAAGAUAAUACUACCUCGAUCAUUUGCAUGCUUCUGCCAACGCCACCAACCCCAAAACCAUCUACAUAGUUAAUCCUUACGCUAUAAUCACUAAUGCAAUCAACUUCCCUAUGACUACUAAUUUACUUGAUAAAAAUGAUGGUAUUCUUGGUAUCAUUGUGAAGGGCAUUGAAUUAGACUACGCAACUUUAUCCAAAUUUAAUGGUAAUAAUACACAAAUUUUAAUAAUUGACAAGAAAGGCAAAGUGCUUUUAUCAGAACUUUAUAAUAGUAAAAGUCAACCCAUAUAUUUUUUAAACGAAUCUCAGUUCUCCGGUUUUGAUAGUUCUGACCUUGAACAGAUACUUUUCCAUCACUAUUAAAAAGAAUUUGUAAGUAAUUGCGAUAAUAUCAUCUCCACUAAUAUAUUGUGUAGAUAUAACUCUUUAGAUAAAGAUAAUCUGAUAAUUGAGAGUAUGAACAUUUCGAAUUCUCCAUUCAUAAUGGUAAUGCUCUAAAAAACAAAUUUUAUAAUUAAAUAAGAAGCUGAAUUUUUGGAGAUAUUAGCAGCAGUAUUUAGGGAGGAUAUUCGUAACACUAUAAUAUUUGCAUUGGUUAUUCCUAUAUUCAUUUUAUUUUGUUCAUAAUUUCUUAUUAACAUUAUUUUAAACUAAUUGAAUGGGAUUAUUUAUGAUGUAAAAGCCUUCCUUUAUAGCAACAAGAAAGAGUACUUGUCAACACAUUUAUUUAAAAAAAAAAGUAUCAUUAUAUCAGAAUCCAUUAUUGAAUUUUAAGCAGCAAUAAUAAAUUUAUUUUAGCAUCAAGUAAUAUUUAAAAAAUCUAAUGAAUGCAUUUCUGUAGAAACAAUUUAAUUUCCAGUUUAUACUAAGCUUUACAAGUUUUUGGUUAAUCAACUCUAAUAAAUUAUUCAAAAGAAAAGAUUAAAGAAUAAUUUUAUACCAGAUAGUUUGACAUUAUUUGAAUUAAAAAAAAUACUGUUCAAAUGA